CUUUAGUGUUCAAACGUUCGACUGCAAGCACUGUGCGAUGCUGAUGCUUUGUGAUAUGUGGCUGGCUCAGACAAGGCACCGUUGAUAGCAAUCUUAGUACGGCAUCUCGCUGAAUAAAAAAAAGCCUUGCAUUCAGGGUCACACUCUGCAGUGCGGCGCAGAAGCGAUCUUAGCAAGCAAAUCGCUUCUCAAACUCGUCCCGUAACCGCACAACAACCGUUACACAAUGUCGCUCCCAACCGGCCACAAAAUCCUGCCGCUGACGAAGCGUCAGGCUGAGAUCGACAAGUUGUUCAAGGGACAUCUUGCGGGAGCCCACACCUUGCAGCCCGACGGCUGGUUCUUCCCCACCACGCAGAAGAAAUAUUGCCAGGAAAUUCUGGAUUUCGAGUAUGAAGAAAAUGACGUGGUCGUGAUGACGAUGCCCAAGAGCGGCACCACCUGGACCCAGGAGGUCGUAUGGACCAUGCGCAAGAACCCCAACCUCGACAACCCCGACGCCAACCAACCUCUCCACGUCAGGUCCCCCGUACUCGAAGCGGACUUUCUCAUUGACGGUCUGGAAGACAAGGGCGGCUUCGCUAAUUUAACCAAGGAGCAAGGCAAAGAUCCCGACAAAAGCGUCUGGUUGAACUUCGUUCGGUCCGCACACAGACCCAGAAUUAUUAAGACCCAUCUGUCCUUUCCCUUCAUCAAUGAGACGGCACUUUCCAAAGCCAAGAUCGUUUACACCAUCCGAGAUCCUCGCGACGUGUGCAUCUCCUACCACCACCACUCGCGCCUCUUCAAGUACGAGGGCUUCACUUACACGAUGUCACUUCCAACCGGACACAAAAUCCUGCCGCUGACGAAGCGUCAGGCUGAGAUCGAAAGGUUGUUCAAGGGACAUCUUGCGGGGGCCCACACCCUGCACCCCGACGGCUGGUUCUUUACAACCGCGCAGAAGAAAUAUUGCCAGGAAAUACGGGAUUUUGAGUUUGAAGAAAACGAAGUGGUCGUUAUGACGAUGCCCAAGAGCGGCACCACCUGGACCCAGGAGGUCGUGUGGACUAUGCGCAAGAACCCCAACCUCGACAACCCCGACGCCAACCAACCCCUCCACGUCAGAUCCCCCAUACUCGAAGCUGAUUUCGUCGCCGACGGCUUGGAAGACAAGGGCACUUUCGCUAAGUUUACGAAGGAGCAGGGCAAGGACCCCGACAAAGGGGUCUUCCUAGACAUUGUGCGCGCUGCAAAAAAGCCUAGAGUUAUUAAAACUCAUCUGUCCUUCGACUUCCUUAAUGAGACGGCACUUUCUAAGGCCAAGAUCGUUUACACCAUCCGAGAUCCUCGCGACGUGUGCAUCUCCUACCACCACCAUUCGCGCCUAUUCAAGUACGAGGGCUUUACGGGAACCUUCGACGAGUACGUCGAUGCUUUCAUCGAAGGCGCAGUGUUGAACGGUCCGUACUGGGCUCACGUGAAAGCCGCGUGGGAUCGCCGCCACCUGCCCAACCUUCACAUUCUUUUCUACGAGAAGAUGAAGAAAAACCCCAAGGAGGAGUUCACGAAACUCAGCCAAUUCCUGGGCGCCAACCUCACCGAACAACAAAUUGACAAUGUAUGCAUGGAUGAUUAAUUGAGUAUUUGUGCUAAUGUAUGGGCAAAAUAAUUCACGCUUAAGAUUUGUAUGAGCUGGGCAGGGU
This is a messenger RNA of Hyalella azteca, 1685 nucleotides long. RefSeq lists its product as uncharacterized. The record is from RefSeq and is a predicted model, not a curated record. Lineage: Eukaryota; Metazoa; Arthropoda; Malacostraca; Amphipoda; Hyalellidae. Gene Ontology annotation, cellular component: cytoplasm. Bases 227 to 1618 code for a protein of 463 amino acids. Gene Ontology annotation, molecular function: sulfotransferase activity. Gene Ontology annotation, biological process: sulfation. The transcript is spliced from 10 exons.